Cyclospora cayetanensis is the source of this 2319-nucleotide messenger RNA. RefSeq lists its product as uncharacterized. The record is from RefSeq and is a predicted model, not a curated record. The coding region runs from base 1 to 2319 and encodes 772 amino acids. Lineage: Eukaryota; Apicomplexa; Conoidasida; Eucoccidiorida; Eimeriidae. The transcript is spliced from 7 exons.
AUGGAAUAUUUCAUUGCACUUAGCAUUGAAGCUUACAGUUUUCCUGAAAAUGCAGCAGAUAAACAAGUAAAUGCAAACACUCAAGUCAAGCCCGAAUCUAUGAGUGUACUACUGGUUGCCCCUAUCAGUAGCACUGAUGGAAGCACUUUGUUUCGAUGGCAAACUCAUGGACUCAACGCACAUGAUCAUUUUGAACCAGAUAUCCCCCGAGGAUUUAGUAAAUCUGCUGGUUCUUGCGCACUUGCAGCAGAAAGUGAGGCAGAUUGUGGAAGGGCACUUGACUUGUCCUACUUGCUGCAAGACAAAACCAAUCGCAUGUCUGCCGAUGAAUAUCACCUAGGUGAAAGUCCCCUACCUGGUUCUACCAAGGUGAAACCACAGGUACAAGAUAAGGCUGGUGACUUGGAGCAUAGUGGCCCCACAGAGGAGGGUGGUAACGCUGAUCCUGCUGACCCAACAGAGCAGGACCAGCCAAGAGAGCCCAUCUCGACAACAAUAGAAACUUUUGACGCAGCAAUGCAAAUAUUAGUUGCCUUAGCCUUGGCAGGAAUAGUGUUGAGCAGCUUAGUUCUUUACUACCAAGGCCGCGGAGUAACAGGGUCACAGCAGCUGUACUGUCAAACGUAUCUUUUUGCUGAUGAAAUGCUGCGGGGUAGCGCUUCAUUGGCACCAAAUGGCGGCGAAACCGACAAUCCGAAAACACAGCUCGACACAUUUGCAGGCCUGCUUCCGCUCACUGAUACUGUAGAAGCUUUGGCUUUGCUUUUUGAUAAGGCCAACCCCGAAAACAUUCUGGAACAGGCGAAAAAAUCCGCAUCGAACGCAUUGGAUGUAACUAGUCUGGAGAGAGACAUGCUUGAAGCCAUGGAAAGCCUUAAAAGUGCUUGCAUAGCUCUUUCGGCAAAUAAUAGUCUUCCAGGAGCGUUCCAUAAGUCUCUCUGGUGCGAGGCUAGCCAAGUACGAAUCCCUUCCGAAAGCUCUAAUGUUGGCCUGCCCCAUGCAUCAACGGCGAUGAUUACUUCAGCCUCCAAAAUCGUGGGGCUCAAGCCACAGCAGCACGUGGAUAAGCUGUUUACUGAAUUUCAGCUUCCAGAUCUAAACGUUGCCGAAAGCUUUCCUAUCGACCUUAUUAGACAGCUUUUCUUAAACGCCACAGACCUUCUGUCCAGCACUGAGGAAACUGUUUCCAAGCUAUUGCGAUGGCUUGGCAUAGGACUUCGAGUGGACGCUGCCCUGCACUUGCUCAUCCUGUUGCUAGUUGCCUUGUGGACUCUCUGUCUCUUUUUCCGCGGAAACAAGGCCGGCGGCUGCUUUUCCGCUUUUCUGUGGAACUCUCUAGUGCUGGUGGCGAUAGUUUUUCUGGUUUUGGGGGGUUUACUGGGGUGGAUUACGACACUGGGUCGGCAGGGAUGCAGCAUUCUGACUGAUUAUUGCUUGGAACAAGACAACUGGGACCUGUUUACAGAUUUGUUUCCAGUUGCCGAACCGCUCGUCACUCAGUGCCUUAACAAGGAAGGAGAAGGAGAUCUUCUUGAUGGAGCUGGACUAGCUGAGACUUAUGACGAAAUGCUUGGCACGGUGAAAAGUACAUUAGAAAAGUUUCCCAGUGCUGUAUAUCCCCUAGAUCCAAAAACCUCAGAGCUGGCCCAGAGCUACUUGGAUGCAGCCAUGUCGUUUGGCACUCUGGUGACUGUCGAUCCGGAAUCAGCCCCCUCAAUCCGAAGACAAGUUUUCCCCGAAUUUCUUGAAAGCGGCAUGCAAAGGCAAGAUGUUGAGGUCGAGGGGAAAAUUAUCUACGGUCUCGAGACUCUUGAACGUCUCGUUGCCCCUUGGAAAUUACCAUCUCUCCAUCCUGACGAUGAGAGGGACCGCGAGUAUAAUCUAGAAGACGCCAACCCUGUUGAAGGAGAUCCUAAAUACAUUAAGUGGCUUGACGAGCUCAAAGAGAGCAAGAAGGUACAGCUAAUGGCAAGUGGACAAACGGCGGAUAAUGCGGAGAAAGAAGCAGAAGCAUUCAAAGUCCAUACUAAGAACGGCAUUUGGUGGCUUCAGCAGAAGAAGAGGCUUUUAGAUUUGAGCUACGCAUGCAAAAAUCGAGAGCAGCAAGAACAAUUAUGCGGGUAUGAAGAAAUGUUUGGACUGGGAGAGAAUCAAAUGCAAGUGUCCUACAUGUACGGCAAACAGCUCGCGGCAGGAAGAAGCUGUGAGACCAGUCAAGCACUGAGUUUAUACAUUAAACCUGUAGAAAUGAAGCUACAUAUAGCUCUAUUGGCGACUCUCUUAGCAUUCUCUGCCCAACAGCGGCUAGUCGACACAUAG